AUGGAUAGGGAAGAUGUAUCAAGGAAGACACCUCAAACUGCUUCAACAGAGGAUUCAUGUGAAAAGCAUAAGGCGCAAGAGGAUAGGAAAGCUAAACAAAAGAGCUUCCAUGAACGCAGUCCGAGACUGGACCAUGGGUUUAAGAAUCAGUGGGACAAAUGCUGCUUUGAAGACACCUCAAACACCUAUAUCAUAUUUCCUGAAGUACCGAAAAGACAGUUCAAGGGUGCUAAUCUUUCCUUGACUGUAACCGCUCCUGAAUCUGAUACAUCUCUGGUGUCCAAUCCAGCAGAAAAAAAAUGGCAGCUUGCUUAUUCACUCCUUUCCACACUUUUUAUUCGAUCCUCGUCUCUCCCUCCCCGUUUUCUCGCUUCCCAAACAGAACCCAAAAGCUCCUUUCCACCUCGAAACCCUCUUUUUUCUUCCCAACCAAAAAACUCUCUCUCUUCUCUCCGCGGUCUUAUUUUGAAUCAAACCAAAAACAAUAGUCACAUUAAGUCUGAUUGUGAUUUUAUUGUUUCUUCAGCUUUAAAUUCCUUAUUUCUACUCUGCACUUCCCUUUCUCUAUCUCUCUCAUUGUUCGUAACCGAUGUGGGAUCCUCCUCUGCCUUCGUGGUAACUACUCCCCGAAAGUUACAGACCGAUGAGCUGGUUACGGUUCAUCUUUUUCACGAGAACACUCCAUCUGUUGUUUACAUCACCAAUCUCGCCGUCAGGCAGGAUGCUUUUACAUUGGAUGUGCUGGAGGUACCACAAGGAUCUGGAUCGAGUUUCGUUUGGGAUAAAGAUGGUCAUGUUGUCACGAAUUAUCGUCUGAUUCGCGGUGCAUCUGAUCUCAAGGUUACUCUUGCUGAUCAGACAACUUAUGAUGCAAAAGUCGUUGGAUUCGACCAAGACAAGGAUGUCGCUGUAUUGCGCGUUGGUGCACCCAAAGACAAACUAAGACCUAUACCUGUUGGUGUCUCGGCUGAUUUGCUUGUGGGUCAGAAAGUAUAUGCUAUUGACAACCCGUUCGGACUUGAUCAUACUCUUACAACCGGCUUUAUCAGUUGCCUUCGUAGAGAAAUCAGUUCUGCUGCAACUGGUCGCCCAAUUCAAGAUGUCAUAAAGACAGAUGCUGCCAUUAAUCCUGGUAAUAGUGGAGGGCCACUCCUAGAUAGUUCCGGAAACCUUAUUGGGAUAAACACUGCCAUAUAAUCUCCUUCUGGUGGGUCUUCUGGUUUCGGAUUUUCGAUUCUAGUUGACACGGCAACUAUUACCACAGACCUUGUAUUCCAUUUGAUCCGAUGUGUGUGCUGAGAUGCAAGUAUUUAUCUGUUUCUUUUUCUUUGCUUAGAUUAAGUCAUCCACUCAUUCCUACAUUUCCAGGUCAGUGGCAUUGUUGAUCAGUUGGUGAAGUUUGUGAAGGUGACGAGACCUAUUUUAGGCAUUAAAUUUGCGCCGUAUCAAUCUGUCGAACAGUUGGUAGUAACUGGAGUACUCGUCUUAGAUACUCCUCCAAAUGGUCCGGCUGGCAAGGCAGGUCUGCUACCGACAAAGUACGAUGCUUAUGGUAGACUAGUUUUGGGUGAUAUAAUAACAUCUGUUAAUGAAAAGGUCAACAAUGGCAGUGAUUUGUACAGAAUUCUUUAUCAAUGCUAAGUUGGUGAAACGGUUACCGUGGAGGUGUUGCGUGGAGAUCACAAGGAGAAGAUCCCUGUAGUACUCAAGCUGAAGUCGGAUGAGUCGUAAAAUGUCUUUUGAGAUGUGAUUAACUAUUUUUCUGGAAAUGAUCCUGUUGUACAUGUGCCAUCGAUUUGUAUCAUCUUUGACACAUUGUGAAGCAGAAGCCAUUAGCAUUUUGUAAGAAAAUUCAUUCAUCCCAUUAUUCAUUGACUGGAGCCA
Molecule: messenger RNA, 1884 nt
Organism: Hibiscus syriacus
Lineage: Eukaryota; Viridiplantae; Streptophyta; Magnoliopsida; Malvales; Malvaceae
Product: protease Do-like 1, chloroplastic
Exons: 9
Coding region: 1-1197 (398 amino acids)
Biological process (GO): proteolysis
Molecular function (GO): serine-type endopeptidase activity
Source: RefSeq, a predicted model, not a curated record